AUGUCAGAAGCCGCCAAUGUUCUUGUAGUGGGUUGCGGUGCGGUCGGCACCAUGUGUGCCUAUGCCCUGCACAAAUCCAAGGCGGCCACCGUCACGGGAGUUUUCCGCUCGAACUUUGAGGAGGUGCAGCGUCUAGGACUCUGUAUCAGAAGCGUCGACCACGGAACGGUAUUAGACUGGAAGCCUCAUCACGUGGAAAGGAACAUAUCGGACGCGGCAAGGCACGGCCCGUUCGACUACGUUCUUGUGGCGAUGAAAAGCCUGCCCGACAUCUAUUCUAUCCCGGAUCUUAUUGCCUUGGCCGUCACGCCGGGCCGGACAUCCAUCGUGCUCGUCCAGAACGGAAUCGACAUAGAAUGGCCCUUCGUCGACGCGUUCCCUGAAAAUGUCGUGCUCUCGGGUGUCACUAUGAUCGGGUGCGAGCUCAAUGGCCGCGAGGUCCUGCACAAUGACCCAGACAAGCUGCACCUCGCCCCCUUUCCGAGCCCAGGUCUUCACCGGCGGAGGCAGGAGGACGCGUGCAGCACCUUUGCGGCACUCUACGCGCUCGGUGGCGUUGCCUGCGAGAUCCACGAAGACAUUCUCGUGUGGAAUGCCUCGUUCAACCCAGUGUGCGCCAUCACUGGACUGGACUCUGGUGCGGUCCAAGCCGCCGGGUACAUCGACACCUUGGUACGUCCAGUUAUGGAUGAGGUCGUAGCUAUCGCGGAGGCCGCUGGUUAUGGGCUCCAGCCCGGCAUUCAGGAUGAGAUGAUUUCGUUCACACCUGAAGCGAUUGGACUCAAACCGAGCAUGCAGGUUGACGCGAUGAUGGACAGGCCGAUGGAGGUGGAGGUUAUUCUUGGCAACCCGCUGCGGAUCGCGCAGGAGCUAAAAGUUGAGGCCCUGGUCUUGACGAUCCUAUGUAAUCUUCUUCGCGCCAGACAGUGGAAGUACAAACAACGAACAUGA
Molecule: messenger RNA, 951 nt
Organism: Colletotrichum lupini
Lineage: Eukaryota; Fungi; Ascomycota; Sordariomycetes; Glomerellales; Glomerellaceae
Exons: 3
Coding region: 1-951 (316 amino acids)
Biological process (GO): pantothenate biosynthetic process
Cellular component (GO): cytoplasm
Molecular function (GO): 2-dehydropantoate 2-reductase activity
Source: RefSeq, a predicted model, not a curated record